CGCCGCUGCUGCGUGAUUUAGCAGCAGCGGGCUAUUGGUAGCACACAGCCUGUCCCCAGCAGCGGCGGAGUGAGCGCGCCCACGUGAUUCCGGUGGUGGCUCCUGACAGUGCCUCUCCAAAGAGCCGCACACCAGAAGGCACCGGCCAGAAAGCCCCGCUGCUCUGCUCUCCCGCCACGCUUGUCUCCCUUCCCCUCCGUCGUGCGCGCCUCGUGAGUUGUUGCCGCCAAAGCGAAGCCGGCAGCCCAAGCAGCAGCAAAGAGUUUUGCCGAGGCUGCCCGCCCAGUGCCGCGCGCCGUCUUCCUCGCCAAGCGCUCGAGCGUCUCUCCGUGCACCCGGGGAGCGAGAGGGAGGAAUGGCUGGCUGCGGGCUCUCUGAAGAUGCCGCCUUCUCCGUUGCCACCGCCACCGCCUCCUUCUGCAGCCUCACCGCCUCCUGGGAAGCCCCCUUCAGCCACCAGCCUCUUUCCAGUGUUGAUCUACCCAUGAAGGAAUGCAACAUACUUUUCAACAAUGCACAGUGUGCUGCUCUGGUUGGUGAAGACCAGCCUCUUUGCCCAGAUCUUCCAGAGCUUGACCUCUCUGAAUUAGAUGUGAAUGACUUGGAUGCAGACAGCUUUCUGGGUGGACUCAAGUGGUACAGUGACCAAUCGGAAAUCAUUUCCAAUCAGUACGCCAAUGAAUCAUCGAACAUAUUUGAGAAGAUAGAUGAAGAAAAUGAGGCAAAUUUGCUAGCAGUUCUCACAGAGACAUUGGACAGUAUCCCUGUGGAUGAGGAUGGAUUGCCUUCAUUUGAUGCACUGACAGAUGGAGAUGUGACCAACGAAAAUGAUGCUAGCCCUUCACCAAUGCCCGACGGCACCCCUCCACCUCAGGAGGCAGAAGAGCCGUCUCUACUUAAGAAACUCCUGUUGGCUCCAGCUAACACCCAGCUAAAUUACAAUGAAUGCAGUGGCCUCAGCACACACAACCAUGCAAAUGCCAAUCAGAGGAUCAGAACAAGCCCUGUGGUGGUUAAGACUGAGAAUUCAUGGAGCAAUAAAGCAAAGAGCAUUUGUCAACCACAAAAGCCCCAAAGACGUCCCUGCUCAGAGCUUCUCAAGUAUCUGACUACAAAUGAUGACCCUCAGACCAAAUCAACAGAGAACAGCAACAGAAACAGAGAGAAAUGCACCUCUAAAAAGAAGGCUCUUUUGCACUCUCAGACACAUCAUUUGCAAGCCAAACCAAUGAAUUUAUCACUUCCUUUGACGCCUGAGUCACCAAAUGAUCCCAAGGGUUCCCCAUUUGAGAACAAGACUAUUGAACAAACUUUAAGUGUGGAACUCUCUGGAACUGCAGGCCUAACUCCGCCUACAACCCCUCCUCACAAAACCAACCAAGACAACCCUUUUAGGACUUCACCAAAACCAAAGUCGUCAUGCAAGACUGUUAUGCCACCUUCCAAAAAACUGCGCUGCAAUGAGUCUUCCAGCUCUCAAGGACAUAACUUAGUUCGGAAGGGUCCAGAGCAGUCAGAGCUGUAUGCACAGCUUAGUAAGACGACUGUGCUGUCUGUCGGUCAUGAGGAGAGGAAGACAAAGCGGCCUGGUUUGCGCUUGUUUGGUGACCAUGACUACUGUCAGUCUGUUAAUUCAAAAACAGAAAUAUGCAUCAAUCUAUCCCAGGAGCUUGAGGAUUCUAGACAAGUAGAAUUACAAGGCUGCUUGCUUGGCCGGUGGUGUCAUAUUUGUUCUUCUUUCGAACAAUGCAACCAGUACAAGAUAGAGACUUCACAAAUGAGCAAGCAAGAUUUGCAAUGCAGCAACCGGAAACAGCUCCAAGACCAAGAAAUCCGGGCCGAACUCAAUAAGCACUUUGGUCACCCUAGCCAAGCUGUUUUUGAGGAAGAGACCGCUAAGACCAGUGCACUGAGGAACAGCAGUAAUUAUAAUGACGAACAAUUCUCCAAGCUACCUAUGUUUAUAAAUUCAGGACUAACAAUGGAUGGUCUUUUUGAUGACAGUGAAGAUGAAAGCGAUAAACUGUGCUGGUCGUGGGAUGGGACGCAAGCCUACUCAUUGUUUGACCUGUCUCCUUCUUGCUCAUCCCUUAACUCUCCAUGCAGAGAUUCAGUAUCUCCACUCAAAUCCUUCCUUUCUCAAAGAUUCCAAAGGAUACGCUCUCGAUCAAUGUCCUUUCCUCAGCACAGGGCUUCUUCCCGUUCUCCAUACUACCGAUCAAGAUCAAGGUCACCAUGCAGUAGAUCCUCCUCAAGAUCUUCCUACUAUUAUGAGCCCAGUUAUUGUAGACCCCGGGCAUAUAGAAGUUCCCCCUUGUAUUCAAGAUCCCGAUCCCGAUCUCCAAAUAGCCAUAGACCCAGAUAUGACAGCUAUGAGGAAUAUCAGCAUGAAAGGCUGAAGAGGGAAGAGUACCGCAAAGAAUAUGAAAAACGGGAAUCUGAAAGGGCCAAACAAAGAGAGAGACAGAGGCAGAAAGCAAUUGAAGAACGGCGCGUCAUUUAUGUUGGUAAAAUUGGGCCUGACACAACCCGAACAGAACUGAAAGACCGGUUUGAAGUUUUUGGUGAAAUUGAGGAGUGCACAGUAAAUCUACAGGAUGAUGGAGACAGCUAUGGUUUCAUUACUUACCGCUACACUUGUGACGCUUUUGCUGCUCUAGAAAAUGGGUACAGUCUGCGCAGAUCCAAUGAACCUGACUUUGAGCUGUAUUUCUGUGGACAAAAGCAAUUUUGCAAGUCUAACUAUGCAGACCUAGAUUCAAACUCAGACGAUUUUGAUCCUGCUUCGACUAAGAGCAAGUAUGACUCCAUGGAUUUUGACAGUUUACUUAAAGAGGCACAGCGAAGCUUGCGGAGGUAAUGUGCAUCAUGGCCAAGGAUAAUGGAGGGAUGGUGAAUACCUCAUGGACAUCACGUCCUUCAAUAAUGGACAAUGAAGAAGUCAUGCUUACAAAUUUCUCCUACUCUUUCCGUACAAAACCAUAGUUUACACGAACAGCUGCUUAAGGAAUAAAGAGGCAAAACGGGUCUGGUGUAAGCAUUUGUGUACCCCUGGGUCUCCACUUUGCUUUUCCAGGGUGAUGAGGGUGAGGGUUUUGAUCUUUGUAGAGAUGGCCAAGUGGGAACCACUGGAAAUGGCAGCAGUUCCAUAGAGAUACAUUUUUAAAAUAUGAAAACUCCAAAAUGUGUACAUACAACAUUUUCAAAACAAAGCAAAUUCAAACUUCAGCUGCUGACAUCUGAGACACACUGCAGUUUUUUGUGGCUCUUCUUGUUUGUUUCAUUGAAGAAGCUUCUUCUCACAUCAUGUUGUUUUAAAACGACGACAAUCCUGAAGAAAACUACAGAUCCACAAAACCCACCAUCUCUCAUUGUGCUUUUCUUGUGAAAGCAAGGGGGGGAAAUUGUGAAAGGAUUAAAAACCUCUAUAGUGUUUUACAAUUUUGUCUUUUUAAUUGUGACCUCCAUGUCAGUGUCCAAGACAUUUAUCUUGCAUAGAGAAAUUUUGAGACCCUCAUUAACCGCCAGCAUCUUUGGUGUGAUUUCCCCGCCCGUUUGGUGAACCGACAUGGUGUUACACUACAAAGACAUUGAGGAUAGUCCUUCAAGGGGAGGGGAAGAGGGGGAUGGAUGUACAGUUAGAUUAUUUGCUACAUUCAAGAAUGUAGUUAAGUAUUUACAGAUCUUAAAUGGAGUAUUUUUUAUUUUGUGUACAUACCGUAUGACAAAAUGAUGCUCUUUUUUGUUACGGCUAUGCACUGUAAAUGCAGCGUUCUUUUAAAAAAAAAACUGCUGAAUUUUUUCUUAAUCAAGAAUAUUCAAAUGUAAUUAUAUGAGGCAAAACAAUAUUGUACACAAACAUAUUUAGAAAGCUGAACUUAUGCUUAUAUAUAUUUGAUUGUAAAAAAAGAAAAGUGUGUGAGGGGUAUUGAUGCUUUAGGCACAUCAUCCAUCCCUUCGUUAAUUAGCUUAUCUAAUAACAAUGAUUAGAAUUCAGCCAAAGUUAAGAACAAAGUUAUUCAUUAGCUAGAGUCGUAGAAUUGCGCCUGUACUUUACCACUCCUCAAAAUGUCUACUUCAGUAAUUUUCAGUCAUGGGUAAUUCACAGUAUGGCAGUGUUGGGAACUGGAUAUAUGUUCCCAUAUACUUGUAUUAUAUUUGAUAUUAAAGCCCUGGGCCCUUCUGAUGGAUGUCCUAAGUUGGACAUAAAGUCAGGAGGAGAGUGCAACACUUAGCAGAGAAGCAAUGGGCAGGGGAGGAAACUUAAGUGUUGUGGUUUCCAGCCCCGUACCUGUCUAGCUCUAUUAAUUUCAGUGGAGUCCUUAAGUACAUAGAUAAAUCUCUCAAAUGAAUUUGGUGAAGACCAUGAUAAUAUCUAUACUUAUUUGGGAGUAAGGCACACUGAACUCAAUCAGACUUACUUCUGAGGAAACUUGCAUAGAAAUUGCACUGCAAAAGUGCUUAACUUUGGCUGGAUCAUACCCUUUGUGAAGAACUAUGUUAGGCAACUAGCCAUUAACCUCCUCUGCAAUAUUUUUCCACGUUACUAUUAUUAUUAUUGCGUCUCUUUCUUUAGCUGUUUUAUAUAAACAAAUUUAUUAAAGGGGGUGGGAGAUUUUUCUCAUUUUAAAGUUUUUCUAGAAGAUACCAUAAUUUUAUGUAAAGCUUCUCAAAUGGGUAAUCAUUAAAAGGUGUUUUUAUUUUAUGUAUUAAUAAUAGUUUUCAAACUAGAAGUCACAAAUCUUUUUAAAAAUGAUACUUUGUUUUAAUUGUUGUGACUUUAAUUUGAUAAAGAAAAACUGCUGUGGUACAGAGCACAGUUACGUUUUUUACAAUAAUCCUGUGUCUGAACACUGUUCUUGAAGCCAGUAAUCUGUUCAUUGGCAGAGUUCAAUGAUUAUUUAUGAUUUUUAAAUGUACUCAUCUUGUAUAAACACUAAUUCUUCAUUCCUUUGUUUAUUUAAAGAUGCAUAUUUAUCGGUUGUGAUUAACCUAUUUAUUAUAAAUUAUGAGUUGACUAAAAUAAUAAAAAGGCCAGUGGAAAUUUUAUACCUAGGAUGCACACCGGUUGUCAGGUUGCUAAAUGUAUUUUCAUUUUUGGGGGAAAAUCUAGCUUUUUUUCAGAAGCAGUGACUCUUCCUUAUUUUUCUUUAACUAUGCACUAAUAUGGCCUUAGAGGUGUCCAUAACAUUGUGGACGCCUUCAGAUUGUAUCAGAAAUUGUAGAAUCCAUUUGCAAGCUUAUGGGCUGGCACAGUGCAAGCCACUAAAACAGAUUAACUUGUGUAUCUAUUAUAUGACUGAUGUCUUGUCCAUUCAAGUCAUUCCUGUCAAUCACCCUAUUGGAUUUCAAGUCAAAUGUUCCUUGCAAGGUUGUUACUCCUUUUUAAGUUUCCUCUUUUAGGGCAUUCACUGCUUGUUUACAGAAUCACAAGAAUUUCCCCAGAACGUUUAUGGCUCUAAGAAUGUAUACAAACCUCCCAGCCUGCCAAACCAAAUAGCUUUUUAGUGCCACAAUGAGCUUGGCGGGGUCUACUGCAGGCCCACUGCACACAGAGGAGCCCAACAUGGUUCCGGAGAACCCUGUUCUCCAUCUAGCUACAUGUAGAUCAAUGGGCUGCCAUGGUGGGUAAAAGGUCCAUGUGUCCAUGUCCUCAUCUAGCCUUCCCUCUUGCCUCAUGAUUCAGAAGAAUAAGUAACUUCUUCAAGUGAAGGGAAUGAAUUCAUUGGGGAUAUGAGAGGUGUGCAUAGACCUCCCAUUCAUCCAAAUGGCUUCUUGUGCUAGUUGCAGUUGGGUGUAGACAGGCAAAGGGGAAAGCAGGGCUCUAUUGACUUUUAUCAAGGUCCUGUGUAUGUAAGUGCUGCACCCCAGUGACCUGAAUCAUGCUCAGGGCAAGGCAUGAUGGCAGUGAGGCUGGGUAAUAAUUUGCCUACUUAAACCAACCAGUGAGCAGAUAGCUGUAGAUGGAAUAUGCUGCAGCAUUAACUAUGGGUCUUUUUACAAGAUGUUUAGAACUUGAAUAUGAGAUGACAGAACCCAAACUGCUCAAAUGAGUUUUCAGGUACAAAAGGGUGAAUUGAAACACAGCACAUGUGUUUUUUGGUAGUCAGGUAUUCAUAUCUCAGUACAAAAAAAAUUAUUAAACCUGGUUCUUAAUUGAAAAUCUUGAAAGUGGAAGCAGUUUCUGAAUCUUAAACAACUGUGCCCACCUUCAUGUGCAAACACAGAAGGUGGGAGCCACUUCUCUUUGGUGUGACCCAACAUAUGUGAUAUGCAUGUGAACUGGAACCAUGUGGGUAGCCCACCCCACCCUUUGAUUGUCCCCAAGGGGGGCGGGAAGCCUCGAUUUUGAGUCAGGGGGAAUAGGUGGCAAAAGACAGAACAGGCUCUUGGGUUGCAAAUAAUGCUCUAUGCCUCAUUUCCCACUGGAAAUCAUGAAUCUGGACAUCAAGCCACAUGAUCUCUACUGGGAGUGUGUGGACCAUCAUUUGUUCCGGUAGGCCAGAUGGAGGAGUGGUAAAGGCAGAAGGCUUUUAAAGUGGGAUUGGGCUUUGUGAAUGUUAAAAUAAAAUAAAAAAAAUCAAGUUUGAUUUGAACACUUAAAAGGCCAAUUAAUUGGGGGAGGGGAGUCAAUAGGGUUCUCCCAUCUUUAUGUUCUACAUUCAGAGGCAUACUGCCCCUGAACAUGGAGGCUCCAUUUAAUUUCCAUGGUCAACAGCUAUUGAUAUGGUAUUGACUGGGUAAAAACAUAAGACCCCUGCUAGAUCGGACAAAUAUCUUGUCUAGUUCAGUAUCCUGCUUACCACAGUGGUCAACAUGAUGUCUGUGGGAAGCCUACAAGCAAGAUAUGCAUGCAAUAGCCUUCCCCUGCUGUUUCCCCCCAAUUAUUGGUGUACUAUCCUGGAGUUAGUGUUCAGCCAUCACCAGUAGCAAUUGAUAGCCUUGCCUUUGAUGAACUUGUCUAAUCCCCUUUUAAAGCUGUGUAAGUUAUCAGCCAUCACCACAUCAUCCAGUAACGAAUUUUAUAGUUUAGCUAUGUGCUGCAUGAAGCUAGAACAUCCCCACAUGAGGGGCUCUGUCUACAUGGUUCCAGCAGCCCCCACACUGCAGGGAACCUGAGCAGUUAUACAUUUUAAACAGGGAUGAUAUAAGUGGAGUGCACUUACUGUUUGGCAUUCAUUGCUUCUUCUAAAGAUACAACAUACCUACCUACCUACCUACCUAAUCCCCCCCCCAAAAAAAGGUGUAGGGAAACUGAUUUUGUCCCAUGAUCAGUGCAUCUGAGUCUGACAUCUAUCCUCAUUUUUAUCACCAGCAUAUUGUGUUCAAGUAGAUUCCACUGUGUCCUGUUCUAUGCCUGCUCUUUUUUGUCUUUGUAUUCCUAAGUAGGUAGAUAGCAAUAAAAGAGAACUUUUUCACAAGCUUUGUUUCGCAUACUGUAGCACCCUUCCAGUCUGCGUAAUCCUUGCCAUUCAUUGCUUGUAGGUUUAAGAUACAGGUAUUUUAACGUUUGAUUGUGUGAAUGCCAAACUAAACGUUUACAGCUUUUUCUUUCUGGAUUUUGAGUGUCUUCUGUUGUAAAGGAAAAAAAAUUAA
Molecule: messenger RNA, 7596 nt
Organism: Rhineura floridana
Lineage: Eukaryota; Metazoa; Chordata; Lepidosauria; Squamata; Rhineuridae
Gene: PPARGC1A
Product: PPARG coactivator 1 alpha
Exons: 14
Coding region: 356-2860 (834 amino acids)
Biological process (GO): positive regulation of transcription by RNA polymerase II
Cellular component (GO): nucleus
Molecular function (GO): transcription factor binding; RNA binding
Source: RefSeq, a predicted model, not a curated record